AUGACCGAUCAGACGGCACCUACUGUUAGCGGCAGCUGCCUCUGCGGCUCGGUCAAGUACACCGUGGCCGGCGGGUUCGGAUUCGGGGUUCUCUGCCACUGCAAAAGCUGCCGCAAAUUUACAGGUUCGUCGUUUGGCGCGAACAGCUUGGUGGAGACAAAGAACCUCACUGUCGCCGAUCCCGAGAAGAAAAUCCAGGUCUACAAGGCCAAGACGUCCAACUCGGGCAGGCCGCUGGCCCGCUCGUUCUGCAGCGCCUGCGGCUCUUCGCUCUUUGUCGCCAGCGACGAGGACCCCGGCCGGAUCGCCGUCACGUCCGGCACGAUGGAUGACGCGCAGGGCGUGGAGGGUGUCGACGGCGACAAGCUGUGGAAGCCGAAUUUGGAGUUCUUCUGUAUGACCUCUCACGAGGAUGGACCAAUCUUUCUUAAUCCCAUAAUUCCGGGUUUCAACCCAGACCCGACGAUCUGCGUGGUUCCGGCGACAGAUUCAAGCCCUACAACGUAUUUUCUAUCGACUUCCACAUUCGAAUACUUCCCAGGCUGCGCCAUAUAUACGUCAACGGACCUCAUCAACUGGAAGCUCAUCGGGCACGCACUCACUCGCAGAAGCCAGAUUGAGCUGAGGACCGUUGAGCCGGGAGCCGGGAGCUGGGCGAGCACACUCCGCUAUCGACCCCAGGAGAAGCGCUGGUAUCUUGCCAAUGGGAUCUUUCAGAGGUAUCGACCGACAAGUGAUGAGCGCAUCUUCCCACGGGGGUUCUAUGUUUGGACGGACAAUAUCUGGGACGAAAGCUCCUGGUCAGACCCUGUCUACUUUGACAAUCCUGGAUUCGAUCAAGAUCUCUUCUGGGACGACGAUGGAAAGGUUUACCUCUCCACGACAGUCCGCAUGGGAAAGCGGACCCCUGGACUCAAGUUGAAAGACUUUGCCAUUCACAUUUCAGAAAUUGACAUCACCACGGGAAGAACCCUCACCCCGCCGCAGGUCAUCCGCGAAUCCCCACAUGGAAUCGCCGAAGGAUCACACAUCAUCCGCAGGGGCAAGCACUAUUAUCUCUUCACCGCCGAAGGCGGCACGGAAGCCGGCCAUCAAGAGUGGGUUUUCAGAAGCCAGACUAGUCCAUACGGACCAUGGGAAGGGCAGGGCAAGGCUCUGUGGUACAAUGGGCCCAGCGAGGAGGUACAAAGGACCGGCCACUGCGAUGUCUUUGAAGAUGGCGGCGGUAGGUGGUGGGCUGUGCUGCUCGGCGUUCGCCCCGUGAAAGUCGGGGAUGGAUAUCUCGAGCCGCAGAUGGGCCGGGAGACGUUCCUAGUGCAGGUGGACUGGGAGGACGACUGGCCAGUCUUCAACAAGGGCCGCAACAUUACACUCCAAACCGUCGGCCGAGAGCUGAUUCAGAAGGCUGCUGUUGCUGAUGCCGACGGGAUCAAGUGGAAGGCAGACCUAUCCAGAUCCUCCCUUGAGAUUGGCUGGUAUCAAAAGAAUACGCCGAUCAAGCCCUGUCAUAGCCUGACGGAGCGUCCGGGCUUUCUGAGGCUCUACGGAAACUGCUUCGAUCUCAAAAGCCCCGAGUCACCAGCACUUAUCUUGAGGAAGCAGACAUCAUACAACGAGAUAUUUAGGGCUAAGAUGCACUUCAAACCCAGUCGGGCAGGGUAUGAAUCUGGCAUCACGGUAUGGUGGAGCCAGUACUCCUAUGCCACCAUUGGCAUUGGGGCGGUCCAACCAGAGGAUGGAGGGCCUGCCGUCACAAAAAUUAUUGCGAGGGAGCCUACGGGCAAGAUAAAUGAACUGAAGGUCACGCAUCCCCUAGCAGAUGCUGCAGCAUCCUCCCUUGGUUUGGAUCCGGCACAGCUGUCCAUCACCACCAAGUCCUCCGAGUAUGAAAUGAGUCUAUCAAUUGGUGAGAUUCAGACGAGUGUCAAAUUCACAUCAGAAGCGUUGACUGUCUUCCCUCCCGUCGGAGGGGCUUUCUGCGGCGUCAUGUACGGCAUUUAUUCAUUCGGACAGAGUGAACCGGUGCUUGACCCUUCGGAUUUUAGGGACAUUGAAAUCCUGGAGGCUUGA
This is a messenger RNA of Colletotrichum orchidophilum, 2070 nucleotides long. RefSeq names its product beta-xylosidase. Gene Ontology annotation, molecular function: carbon-sulfur lyase activity; hydrolase activity, hydrolyzing O-glycosyl compounds. Gene Ontology annotation, biological process: carbohydrate metabolic process. The transcript has 7 exons. NCBI's taxonomy places the organism in Eukaryota, Fungi, Ascomycota, Sordariomycetes, Glomerellales, Glomerellaceae. The record is from RefSeq and is a predicted model, not a curated record. Bases 1 to 2070 code for a protein of 689 amino acids.